Cinara cedri is the source of this 8588-nucleotide messenger RNA. NCBI's taxonomy places the organism in Eukaryota, Metazoa, Arthropoda, Insecta, Hemiptera, Aphididae. The record is from the annotation of a GenBank genome assembly.
GGAAUCCGCCGUCCGCUGCCGCGCGCCGCAAAACUUGUUAUAAAAUCCGGAGGUUAUACACCUGCCGGGUACGGGCGUAUAAUACAUUAUCACGGCUGUAAGUAACGCCGCGCGCGUUUAAUGGUCUCGUACCGCACGGGCGACGAUCGUUUUAAAUAAUCCGCCGGCGUCCGGGCCGCCGUCAUUUACCGCGUGCGCACCGGUCGAGUUCGACCCGCUAAAAGAACAACGCCCGGGCCCGCAACGCGAACACUCCGAACGAUGGCUUUCAACCGGUGGAUUUUCGCCGCGGCCGUCUGUCUCGCGGCGUCGCCGCUGUCCGUUGCCGGACGUGAGUAUAUUGUGAUAAUGAAGAUAAUAAUAAUAAUAAUAAUAAUAAUAAUAACAACAACAGUAACAACACGCGCAAUUUAACGUCGCGUCCGUGUUUAUAAACGCGCGUCGGACGUCACGUUUAUCGCCGGUUCUGUGUUAGAUUCUGAACGCGCCAACCCCCGGCCCCCCCUUCGGGAAUGUAUCGGUUUUUACAAUGAUGUUUGUUUUUUUUUCUCUCUCUCUCUCUCUCCGCGGACAACUAUUCUUAUAGCGCUUUUUCUGAAACGAAAUCGGACUGGCGAGGUACUAACGACUGGGUCGUUUUUUUGAUUUCCUCAUUUCGUAUGAUAAACAGGGAAAACCCGGGUAAAUGUGCGAAAUUUAUCAAAUCGUAAAUAUCGCGGCCUUUCAAAACGUGUAAAAUUCCGCUCAGAAUCGUUUUUUUUUUUUCAGAUUAACCGUCACGUACACGUUUACAUUAUAAAUAAUUCCCUUCUAUAUCCUACCUUCCCGUCUUCUCACCUACAACAGUGGCCCGUCCAUCGUACGAAGUAUGUCCGGUUCUAGUUUUUAAAUAUAUUUUUUUUUCUUACGAAACAUUAUUAUUAUAACAGGACACGAUCGUUCUCGUAAAACGACGUUCCUAUAUCGGGUCGUCUUCUCGCGCACGCAUUACGGACACCGUCUGUCCGUUUGCAUUCACUCGUAAAGCCUACAAUAUAAUAUUUUUAUUAUGCCUAUAUAAUAGUUUACCGCGACAUUACUCGAGUUCGUUGACUCUGCGAUGCCUUUUUUUUCCUGGUUAACCGACAGCAGUGGGAGAUCAGUUUUUCACAUUGCUACCCCACUACUGCGGGACGAUACCUAUGUCUCGGCAAUUGCACGAUAUUUGUAUAUUAUUUGUGUUAUUCGACACGAUUUUCGGUUUUAGUUUCGGUUUGCCUGAACACGAGAUUCUUUUGGUACAAAUUAAUGCUCAACGAUGCGACUCAACGUUUAUCGUACGUUGUUCUUGUACGCCAGAGGAUCCCAAACUUUUUUUCCCACGCGUAUAAAUCGUAAAAAAUGACGAUGUGCACGUUUCUUACUUAAUAACUCCCGCUCAUACGCCUGUUUACAUCUCAUGCGCCCCCGAAUUCGGUUUUCGAUAACAUGAACCCCUCGCGGGUCAGAAUAGACCUUUUGGGAACCUACGUUGUACUUUCGAAAAUCUUAAACCAACCGCCAAACGCAUUAUCACUGGACAAAAAUACUUUUUUCAGAAAAGUUUCUACGCUUUAAAUUCGGAGUAUUUAUUUCUGGCAGAAAAGCAGUUGUUAGACAGAGAAAAAAUGUUUAAAAAAAUACAGCGUAGUAAAACCAACACGUUCCUCGCCGCCCUGAGAAUCUAAAAGUUGAGCGUAACAAUCGUAAACAACAGUACAUUUGAUUUCCCGAUUAAAAGUCAAAAACAUUUUUCGUCGCCUUUCCGCCCAUACAAAACGGUGGUCCACAUCAGCCAUUAUCAACGCUCUUUAUUAUAUUUCGGGACGGUCACGUUAAAAACCUUGUAGUCCCUUCGAAAACUACCAACUUUCCGACUCUCAACGACGCAACUAAAAUCAAUGUUGCAAUAAUCAUAAUAAUAAUAAUCUCGUUUAUGCUGGUGCAUUUGAUUUAUUUCCAUAGUAUGCACGAUAAUAUUGAAAUUUUAAAUUUAUUUUUAUUUUUUUUUUUUUCGAAAUUUCAGUACCCCAAGGAGUACAGAACCAGCGGUUCGAACCGGUAACCGAGGUUUGUCUGGGAUGCAUUUGCGAAUCCAUAUCGACGUGCGACCGGAAUCUGCGUUGCGAGGGUGACGUGUGCGGAAUGUUCGGCAUAACGUGGGCGUAUUGGGCCGAUUCGGGCAAACCGGUUUUGCAAGGAGAUAAUCCGAACGACGGCCAAGGUAAAACGACGUCCAAUAAUAAUUACCCGUCGGUGUAUAUUAUUAUUAUCGUUAUUAUUAUGUAGGUGCGCACUGUAGCAACAAUCACGGCUAUUGCAAUGCAGGAAACGGUGUUAUAAUAAUAUUUUGUGCGCGCAUUUGGCGCCGUCCGUGAUGUUUCGAGACGGCGCGACCGCGUAGUAUGGGUGUAAUUGGACCGCGAUAUUUUAGCAGAAGAAAAAUUAAACGAAAAAAAAAAAAAAAUAAAAUAAAAUUUACGAUCACGAACGGGGAAAAUCCCGAUCGGGCGAAAAACAAUUUCGAAUUACAUACGCGCGGGCGGAUCGUUCAUAAUUUAUCCGGACGAAUGCGCGCGUUAUAACGUCGUGCUCUCCGCGUGCGCGCUGCGGCAUGGGCGAACGGUCCGUAAAUAGAUUAGCCGUUCUAUAUAUUUAUGUAUAUAUGUUAUAUUAUGCGUACAGGUACCUGCGCCUACGUCCGUCGACGUGGGAAUUCUCGUUUUUUUUUUUUUUUUUACGAUUUUUCGCGCGGGUUUAAAAAUUUCAUCGUCAACAAUCCGUACGGUAUCGCGCGGCACGUGUACGCUCGUAAAAAACCAAAUUAAAAUGUGAACAAAAAAAAACACACACACACACACACACACAAUAGCUCGCGAGACCAUACGCGUAUAUAACAGGUGUAUAUUAUACGAUUGUGUAAAACAAAAACCAUUUAUAUCCUUGUUUUCCCGUAUAUACCGCAACUUUCCGGAGUAUUCGAAUGACUCCGAGCGUGUGGGAAACAGAUCCGUGUGGUGAAAAAAAAAAAAAAUAAUAAUAACAAUAAAUGAUUUACAUUAUAGCCGUUUAAUAAGGGAAAAAACCGCGCUCGUCGUAAUUAAUCGAGCGCGGGGCGUCAAAACGGUAGUGUUUAAAGUAUUUUUUUUAUCGUUAUUAUAACACGCGUACAGGUAUACUCGUGAAUACACGCGACAAAUUAAAACAAAUAUCAAACCGAGACGGGAGAACUCGAAUUUAAUCGAAAUCAAAAACUGUAUCGUAUAAUGAUAAAUCGAAGUUUUGUUAAACAAAAAAAUGAUCGAAACAUUGUUGUUUUCUAUGAACAUGUAUAUCACACGGAUAAAAUAAUAAACGAAAAUAACAACGUGAACAUAAUGCAAUGCACGUCACAGUUUUUUUCUUGUAACAUUUCGUCAAAUCGACUUACGAUAAAUAGUCGUGUUAAGUUCGUGUUCACGUUCUUCGGAUUUGUAAUCUUUCGGUUGGUUGGCAGCACCAUUCAUUCCGUGCUUCUACGUUAAAACGCGAGUCCUUCGACUCCCUGUAACUUCCCGUUGCCUUAAUGCUGCAGCCCCAUCGCAAUGCCGGUGAAAUAUUUCAUUCAUAAUAUUGUUAAACGCGCGAACACAUUUACAUACAUUCGUUUCUCUGCAAACAAAAGCACAAUGGAAAUUAAAAAGGUUUUCCCGAACUAGUCGGGGAAAAAAAUGUCGAGAUUACAGUGAUUUUUCUAUAGAUUAUAACAACGUGCGUGUAUAGUGUACAAUGGCAUUUCAUACUCGUAUACGGUUUCUUGUAACGUCUAUAAUAUUGUGUAUUAAAAAUAUUAUUACGUUUAGUGUGAAAAUACUACGUCUUUAUGCACCUACCUAUUAUAUUAUAUACGUAAAUUAUUUCAUAAAAAAUUUAAAAAAAUACCUAUAUUUUAAACGUUUAAAGUCACCAUCACGUGUGAAGUUAAACGUACGAUAUUUUUCUAAACAGUAUGCUGCUAUAAGGUACCUAUGAUUCAGCUGUAUUUUUUUUUUCAGAUUUUUUUUUCUUUUUUUUUUUUUGUCUUGCAUAACAUCCUAAAAAUAGUAUAACUAUACAAAACCCCGAAACCGUAUUAUAAUACACGCUGGACCAUUAAACGAACAAAAACCCGAACAAAUUUUUCGAGUGUCGUGAUGCUGAAAACGUAAUCGUGUACAUUAGGCGUACACCGCGACUGUAUAGGUAUUAACCGCAAAGUUGUUUAAUGUUUUCGUUUUCCCGUUCCCUCGUUCCGUCGCCAGGCGUCGUAUUUACAGAUCCUAUCCGAAUUCAGCUCAAGCGAUGUAUUUAAAUACGUGACCCGUCGUGGUUUUUCAUUGACACUAUAGGUUUUAGGCUCACACUCAGGACAAUAACUUUCUUGGCGUAUCAGCGGGUUUGAGUUGUUUUGAACAAAAGGUAAGUUAAGUUUUCCGUUUCUCCUGUACUUUAUCUUAUAAACCCAUGUCGGGUUUUUAUCGAGGAGGACCUUAGAGUAGUAGGUUUAAGGUUCGCAUUAAGGGAAUUAAUUUCUUCGGAUCAGUAUCAAGUUUACGACCAACAAGUAGAGUGUGUUUUUUAAAAUUCCAAAAAACCAAUAAAACAAAUUAACUAGGUUACGUUUCGGCUCGGACCGAACUCGGAAUACUCCGAUGGGGUCUAAAAUAUGUCACCCGGCGUGAAAUAUACCGUGAUAAUAGAAUAUUAUUAUAAUACGUUAUUGCAGUAUCCAGUGGUGGAUAUACAGACCACCUCAACUAAUUUUUUUUUUUUAUUUUGGACCAAUACUUGACCUUUUUAAUUGAAAACCAUUUACGUGCAACAAUGUAAAUUGAUGAAUAUUCUACCGCAGUACAAGAAAAACGCAUACUAUAUUAUAUUACAGCGUUUAAAGGGUGAAAGGGGGCAUAUAACCCUAUUUUCUCUCCCUCCUCCUCUGGAUCCGCCGCUGAUAGGAUCGCAAUUUUAAUAUACACGCGAUCUGCAGGAACAUGAAAUAUUAUCGAUGUUAUUUAUCAAUAGUACCUAUACGGCUAUGUACCUACGUCUUUCGGUCGAUUGUUCGGACGAAAACCGAGGCGAUUGUUUCAUUUAGUAAAUUGUUCGUGAGCCAUAACAACACGUGCACGUACCUAUGUAUAAUAUAAUAUACGUAUAUAAUUAAACCAAUAAUCUAAAAUACAUUGUGUGUUUUUGCAGCGUAUCCGAGGUGUGCGAACGAUCCAACGUGCGCCAGACAAUCGGUCGUAAAUUACUUGACCAGAUUCGCUCAGGUAAGCCGAUUAUUAUAUACUUUUAUGGCUUUCAGGGAUAAUAAUACCUUAUCGAUAUCGCAAAGUCUUUGUCGGUCGGGGUAUUUAAAUUUUUUUUUCCUCACAUCAAAUUCCGACCGAAGCGUAGAACCUAUAUCGCAGGUUGUAUAAAUCUGCAGCGUUUUCGUUUUUUUUUUUUUUUACCAAUGUCUGUGGAUCGUGGGUGGAUAAAAAUUCUCUACGAAAAUUUCACAUCGCAGCAGUAUUUAUUAUACGCAGCGAUGUUCCCGUGUAAAGAGUAUACCGCAUUAUACGCCGUGUGUGCUCCUAAUAUUUUGUUGAACAAUCACGGUUAUACGCACCGUAUAUACUUUGAAAUAGUUUUUGGAAAAAAAAAUUCGUCUUAAUAAUAUUAUACAACUAUCAUUACUUGCAGUUCGUAGCACUUACGCCGCUAAAACCGUACAUGUAUAAAUGACAAUUUUGUUUAUUUCAGUCAUUUCGUCAAAAAAUAUUCGUAAUAUUUUCUUACGAUUUACAAUAUUUUUUUUUUCAAAUGUUGAAUAUUUUUUUCUUGGCACCUCGUUUUAAUUUAAUUUUGUGUAUAAUCGAUUUCUAUUUUCCUAUAAACAGUUUAAGUAUAAAUUAUAAAAGAGCUAUAAAAAAUACUCCAUGUAUGGCAUAGGAUGUCAUUGUGUACUCUCGGGAAAAAUUGAUAUAAACACUAUUACGUACACGUUAAAAGAAGAGGGUUUUCCGACCGACGGGACGACAUUUUAUUCGAAGUGUGUUUUUCACGUGAAUCCUCGGACAUUUUUUUUUUUGUUCUGGUCAUUAUAGUGCAUUUUAUAAUAUUAUUAUAAUACUAUGUGUAGGAUUGUAAUCGUGACGGUGUUAUUGACUGCGCGGAUUAUGCGGCCAUUCACAAGAAUGGCGGUUACGGAUGCAGCGGAUACCUAGACCCGAACUACAAAAACAAAUACGAUACGUGCCAAAGGUCCGUGUUCGAACUCUCGGGUUCGUCUCAGGUUCAAAACAAUAACGUACAAUUCCAGCAAGGGCAGCAGCAGCAACAGCAACAGCAGCAACUGCAACAGCAGCAACUGCAAUAGCAGCAACUGCAACAGCAGCCGAUUCCCGAUUCGUUUAAUUUUUAAAAAUAUUUUACAUUUUGUUUAUUAAGACAACGAAAUGAAAUGAAAAAAACCUUAUUUUAUCUACUAUCUAUAUAAUUUUUCAAUUAUGAUUUAAUAUAUCGCAUGUGUGCUUGCGUGUGCAAUAAUUAUUGCGCGUCAAAUGAAAUAUUUCUGUACUUUAACUACUUACGCAACAAUAAAAUAAUAUUUAUUUUUGUCAUUUACUCUGUUUCCGUGUGACGCUGCGAAUCGUAUAACGAUUGUUUGACCCACAUAUCUUUUGUCCGCGUCAUUAAUAAUAUUGUAUUAAUUAUUGACCUCCUAGGUGGACGAGAAAAAAAAAUAGGUAUAUGCGUUACUAAUUUCCCAACAAUAGUGGGUCGUAUCGCUAAAGGCUUCGGUGAAACCUUGGUCACAUAAUAUUUUGUUUUUGAAAUAACGCCAACCAAAAAGCGCGUUUGUAUUAUACCCAAAUACCUAACCAAUAACCUUGUUCCGAGUCGCGGAAUUAUCGCUAAAAUAUUCGAUUGUACCCAUGCCGAUUCAGCUGCAGGUGUCUAAUACCAAUUAUGUUUAGCACAAAGUACGUAUAAUACGUAUACAUAAUAUACAUACAUCGACCUUUUCAUAAUAAUAACGAUGACGUUUGUUAAAAAUAAUAUUAUAUAAUAUAAUGUAUAGAUAUUCGAACAACUGUAGGAUAUUUUUUUCUUUUUAUUUGAUAUUAUACAAACAUUUUCGAACAAACUAAUUUGUUGGCCAAUUUGUACUAUUUCCCCACCCCCUUUUUUUCUUUAUCGCAAAAAGUCAUGUUUAUCUGCAUCAGUGGCUCGUUGAAAAUGUAAGUAGGUAUGUACCGAUAAAUAUUAAAAUACUCGAUGACGACCCAUAUUUCGAAACAAAGACGUCGUUUUCUUUGAUGCAUGUAUUAUAUUAUUGUGUACGGUGUAUGGCAGUGCGUUAGUGUUUCUAAAUCGAUAAAUAUCAUUAAACUUUCUGUUUUACUAUAGUAAUCAAAUCCUUUGUGCGGGUGGAUAAUAGUAUCUACUCUCUCCGUAAUGAUUGUUUAUUUAUUAAACUACUUGAUACGUUAUAUUAUUACCUAUGUUUUGUUUGAAAAUCGAAUUGCUGUUUUUUACAUCCGUUUCCGUUCGCGUAUGGUUUUCGCGCAAAUACACGCAUAUCCGUUUCAUAUUGAUCCGAAAUUCUAAUGUUAAUAAUUAUUGAAACUAGGCACUAACUAACUAGAAAGUCAAAAUUAAGUUGAAAAGUUUCCUUUGUUAGUGUAUACCUAACUCUAAACUCAAUCAGUUAGUUUAAAUUCUGAAUAACUUUUUAACUUAACGCGUUGUUAUAGGGAUACAUAAAAUACGAGUAUACGAGUCUAAAAAGAUAAAAAGAUAAAAGUAACUGGUUAUUCAGUUGGUUUAUCAUUUUCUUUAAAAUCUACACUUAAAUUUUCAAACAUGAAAAUACGAUUAUAUAAUAUUGAUGUGUAUGUGUUUAGUUUUUCAGUUUUGAACAGACAAAUUUUUACGUUAUCGAUUUUCAAAAUAAAAUAACUAACUUAACUUUUAACUUUUUUAUUAUUUUUGAUCAACAAAUUCUGAUUUCACUCCUUCUUCCUCUCUCCUUCACUUUUAUCCCAACAUUUGCGAUUGGCUCAAUUUUUUAAUUUGAUUUAAGGGUUUAAUUUCAUUAAGUUGGAUAUUUUUUCUUUUAAUUUAAAAAACACAUACAAUUCAGUUUAAUUGAUUUUUUUUUUUAUAUUAACUAACUUAACUUUUAAUAUUUUGUUAAUCAUAACAUUAGUUGCAUCUAGAAAUAAUACAGUUUUAGUCUAUAAACAAAUCAUGUAGUAAAAUACAUAUUUAAAUAAUGUUUAUAAAAAUUACACUAACAAUAUUAAGAAAAUUUCGUUUUAAAUGCUAUCAUAUAGAAACGUUAAUAUUAUCUUCGUCAUAAGUUUUUAUUUUAAUAUAUUAUUAGAUUUUACUUCUGACUUGUCAAAAAUAUCAAUUUUAAAUCAAAAGUUACCUACUUACAUCUUAUACUUGUAGUAUUAUAAGAUUGUUCUAAUAAAAGUUUUAAAAACGUAUACACGGGGGGAAUUUGGGAGUCUAAUCCCCACCGUUGCGUUUUUUUAUCUUUACACAUAAUAUAC